AGAUGGAGUCAGUUGUACCAGUGAAGGACAAGAAACUUCUGGAGGUCAAACUAGGGGAGCUGCCAAGCCGGAUCUUGAUGUGGGACUUCAGCCCUAGUGGCCUUGAUGGAGCGUUUCAAAGAGGUUACUACUGGUACUACUGGUACUUCAACGUGAAGAAGGGGAGCAUCUCGGGGUUUACCAUGGUGCUGGCAGGGUACAUGCUCUUCACCUACUGCCUUUCCUACAAGGAGCUCAAGCACGAGCGGCUACGCAAGUACCACUGAAGAAGACACGCUCUGCAUU
Messenger RNA from Symphalangus syndactylus (siamang), 285 nucleotides. Its product is annotated as ATP synthase subunit f, mitochondrial-like. NCBI's taxonomy places the organism in Eukaryota, Metazoa, Chordata, Mammalia, Primates, Hylobatidae. Gene Ontology annotation, molecular function: proton-transporting ATP synthase activity, rotational mechanism. The record is from RefSeq and is a predicted model, not a curated record. Gene Ontology annotation, biological process: proton motive force-driven mitochondrial ATP synthesis. Gene Ontology annotation, cellular component: proton-transporting ATP synthase complex.